AUCCAAAUCCCAGAAGGAAACCAAUUCCCUGUGUUUUGUAUAUAUACAUAUGCGAAUAAUUAAGUACUAAUAUGCCAAUCUUGAUCGUCCAUAAUUAAAAAUCCUCUGUUUCCCUAUUCAAUCUCCACACUCUCUUCUACGUUGUUUUCUGUGUUUUCCGUUUUCCGAUUUCCGAUUCUCUUUCCGUUCCUGCGGCCAUCGUAACUAGAUGGCAUCGACGGCCAUUUGUUGUCGAGGAAACCGGCAUUUCAAUAAUUCUUUCUUGCCAGAAAAAACUCCUCCUACCAAUCAGAAUUGUCUUGUUGGUGCUAGCUCCGUCGCGCUCGAUGCUUGUUCUAGAAUGAAACAAUGGAGGAUUUGUUCGGUGGCAAUGAAGGCAGGGACAGAGACGGGGAUGGCAGUGGUAAAGCGUAAGAAUAAGAUCAACGACGGUGGUGAUAAGGCUGCGGUUUUAUAUGAGAAACUGGAUCAGUGGAUGAAAGAUUCGGUGGUGGAGAUCGUGAAGAACUUGAGGGAAGCACCGUUGUUGGUUCAGGUUUACGACGAAGGAGAAACGACGACGUUGAAGACGGAGAAGGCGGUGGAGGAGAAAACGUGGCUUGCAGUGAUGGAAAAGUGGGGAAAAAGAGAAGCGCCAAUGCCAGAAGGAGUGAUAUUUGUGGAGCAACUAGGGAAAGAAGAGGAAGAAGAAAGGAAGUCGACGACGAGAGCAUGGGGGAUAGUGGUGCAAGGAAAAGGGGUGGAUAAUGGACCAGCUUGUUAUUUGUUGAAGACGAGCAGGGUUGCGUCAGCGUUGGGCUUGUGGUGCACCCAUUUCUGCUUGAUGAGGGUGAAGAAUUUUAGAGAGAGUGCCAGUUCUCAGCUCAAGAACUGCUGGUUGCUACAAGGGCAAUGAAGAAGAAGAAGGAGAUGGUGAUGAUUUAGAUGAUUAAUUAGUGGCAUAAACCAAUUGGGCUAUUAAGAUAUUUGGUUUACGAUGUAAAUGACGAAUUUUAGUGGCGACUUUAAUAAUUCUCAAUUAAUUGUAAUAAGACAUUAUCUCAUUAAAUCUUAUUAUUGAGAGUUUCUUUUCU
Messenger RNA from Hevea brasiliensis (rubber tree), 1073 nucleotides. RefSeq lists its product as uncharacterized. The transcript has a single exon. NCBI's taxonomy places the organism in Eukaryota, Viridiplantae, Streptophyta, Magnoliopsida, Malpighiales, Euphorbiaceae. The coding region runs from base 209 to 895 and encodes 228 amino acids. The record is from RefSeq and is a predicted model, not a curated record.